Nerophis lumbriciformis (worm pipefish) is the source of this 1893-nucleotide messenger RNA. Lineage: Eukaryota; Metazoa; Chordata; Actinopteri; Syngnathiformes; Syngnathidae. The record is from RefSeq and is a predicted model, not a curated record.
AUGGAGCGCGCUGCAUUAUCUUUGAAGUACGUCCAGCCUUGGCCAAGAGCAGCGCGAAGGAGCGAGUGGCUACGGAGCGCCUUGGCCCACCACCACAGCCCCGACCCCGGCGUGGAGAACGAAAUCGUCGUCCUGGCCACGGGAAUCGACCAGUACUUGCAAGAGGUUUUCCACCAUCUUGCUUAUCCGAACCGGGACGAGAAAGUGUCGGCGGAGGACUUCAGCACCCUCUGCGCGGUGCUGGGUGUCACCGGAGCCCAGAAAGGGAAGAAAACGAUAAAAGGAAUCGGGGAUGAAGGACGAGGCGACGAAGAUGAGGAAGAGUUCAGAGACGUAUGCUCCGGGCUGCCUUGUCAGAUAACUUUUAAGGACUUCCACUCACGUCUGUGUGGCUACUUUCGAGUGCGGUCUACACACAGAGGCACUGGUGAAUGUCCCUGGCGAUUGCCAGUUACUGAAGAGACGGAACUGGUGGAGAGACACAUAAAGCUUCGAUGGCCUCGUGUGAGAAGGAGAAAAUAUGUUAGUUUUGAUCUGACGAGGAAUCAGAAUGGGCACAGCAGAUCCACAGCUGGUACCGCUGCAGAGGACAGUUCUUCGGAAGAAUUAGCAGCUCUGAGGGAGCUGGUAGAGGACCUCCGAUCAGCACUACAGGGUAGCGAUGCCCGCUGUUUGGCCCUUGAAGUGGCUCUGAGACGAGAGAGGAGCCACAUGCAGUCAGCUCCCAUCAGUGUUUCAUUGCCUACGACUUCCUUAUCUGUCAUACAAGGCAAACUAGUGCCCACACGUUGUAUUAAAGGACAGCUAAAUGUUGCUGGAGGAAAUGGUGCAAGGAGGUUGGGGAGAAGAUGGGACUUAACGGACCCUCUUUUAAGAGAAUUGCAGCUGAUCCGUUCCUCGCGUGAUGGACAGCUGGAGGAGGCCAUUAAAUUCAAUGAACGUCUGGAGGAGGAGCUGCGAUGGGCAUACCAGGAAGUGAGCAAACUUCAGGAGGUGGAGUCUUCACUUAGGAGAGAGAACAUCAAAAUUAGGCGGCGAGCAGAAGAAGCAAGGGAGGCUUUGAGCUUGGGCCUUGAUAGGGUGCGAAUGAUUCAGGAACAAGCCGAAUCCGUGCCACAACUUCAGUCCAGGAUCACCCAACUGGAGGGUGAACUACAGCACUACAGGUCUGGCUGUGUAUGUCUCCCUGAAGCUGCUUCAACAAGAGGUGUUGAGGCAUACUGUAGGACCGAUGCUGAGUGUCUGCAGAGAGCAGUGGAAGGAAGAGCUGCCUCUGAUGAAGAGGAGGAAGGGUGCAAAGGCAUGGGUGGUGAAGGACAAUGCUGCCUUUAUGAGGUGAAGAAGCACAUCAGUCGCUCUCACGACUGGGGCAAAGGGUGUCAGAGUCAGGUGGUCCAUCAGGUCAUCUCAAAGGACGGCCUGCACAACGGCCACCACACCAAUGAGUGUCAGUGUAAUGGGAGAUGCUGCAGCUGGAAGCGGCAAAAGCAAGAGCUCUCAGCAAGCUGCAAAGGUUGUGAAGAAAAGCUCAGUGACAAACCAGAUCAUGCGACAGACAGAGCACAUAUAGAAGGGAAAGAGGGGGAGGAGAGGCUGUCUUUGAUGGAGGGAAAGUUCAGAGAUGUCCUAAUGUUACUUCUGGAACUGCGCAAGAAGAAAUUGUCCCGCAGGGAGCUGGGGACCAUCAUGAUGGACACGCUAGAUAUGUGCAGUAAUGGAGAGGGUCCAUCCCAGGUACUUCAGGUUGCUGAUGCGCUCUAUAUGCAGUUAUCUUCCACUGAUCACGUUAAAAAAGGAGUUGAAGCCAAAGGAGGUGAGAGGGAAGGCAAAAGCUUGCUUCCCUCAUCAGGGCAUCAAACAAGUAGCACUAGCCCUUUGGUCAUCUCCUGUUAA